Acanthosepion pharaonis is the source of this 474-nucleotide messenger RNA. The record is from the annotation of a GenBank genome assembly. NCBI's taxonomy places the organism in Eukaryota, Metazoa, Mollusca, Cephalopoda, Sepiida, Sepiidae.
AUGCAUUUCCUUGAAGAUUCAGAUAAAUUAUGGAAGAUACAUUGCCAACGCGAUUUCCGAGGCAAGGAAACUGAUGAAUUGGAAUCCUGGCGUGAACUCUACUUGAGAUUAUUUGAUGAAAGAGAAGCUAGAUUAAAAGCUGUUCGAGCUAAUAUCACUGCUUCCAUGUCGAAGGCUACUCCUGAGAGAACAGUAAAAAUGGCAUUUGUAGAAGACCCUGCUAAGCCUCCACGUGACGUCCGUCGGCGCCAACUGAAGUUUGGUACUGGUACAAUUACCAAAGAAGCUCUGGGGCCUUAUCGGACUUACAAACCAGUCAGCAAUCAAACUCCCACAUCUGCUCCCUCACGGUCAUCUGUUAGUUCAUCAGGCUCGGGACGGAUCCAAGUCUCCCAGCAGCAUCGAACUACCAAAGUUGUUGCUCCAAUGAUGAUGAAAACCAUGAAAAUGUUGAAACGAAUGCAGAGACGGUGA